AUGGCGAAAACAAAAUCAGCACCUGGACCCCCUCGAAAACAAGGAUUUAACCGUCAUAGUCACAGUAUGAAUCCAGAAAGAAAAAAGGAAGAUUUAAAAGGUGUUGCUAACCCACGAACUAAAUCCACUAUAAAAAGACUACAGAUGUAUAGAAAUUUUAAGGCAAAAAGAAAUAGGCGUGGAGAAAUCAUAUCACCAGCCCCCUUUCAAGGGAAACUUCCAUCAGGAACUAUGGCUCGCGUAGAACCUAACCAAAAAUGGUUUGGCAAUUCUCGGGUCAUAUCUCAAGACGCUUUGCAAAAAUUUCAAGAAGAACUUGGAGUGGCUUUGAAAGACCCUUAUCAAGUAGUAAUGAAACCAUCUAAGUUACCAAUAUCACUUCUUAAUGAGAAAGCAAAAUUUUCAAGAGUUCAUUUGCUUGAGACUGAAAGUUUUGAAAGUGUUUUUGGUCCAAAGAAAACAAGAAAAAGACCUAAUGUUAAAUUUUCAAGUUUGGAAGCUUUAUCUAAAAAUGCGGAUCAUUCCUUGGAAAAAUACUCUGUAGAAAAGGAUAAUGAUCUUGUAAGAGAAGAUACAGGUGUAAAAGAAAGUGUUCGAGAAUGGAUCAUGAGUGCUGGUUCUAGUAAACGAAUAUGGAAUGAAUUGUAUAAAGUAAUAGAUUCCUCUGAUGUAAUUUUGCAAGUUUUGGAUGCCCGUGAUCCACAAGGAACAAGAUCAUCUCAUAUUGAAAAAUUUUUAAGGACGGAGAAGCCUCACAAACACUUAAUUUUUAUAUUAAAUAAAGUUGAUCUUGUCCCAACUUGGGUUACUCAGAGAUGGGUUGCAAUACUGAGUUCAGAAUAUCCUACUGUAGCGUUCCAUGCAUCACUCACACAUCCAUUUGGCAAGGGUGCUCUUAUUAAUAUUCUUAGACAAUUUGCAAAAUUACAUAUUGACAAGAAACAAAUAAGCGUAGGAUUUAUAGGUUAUCCAAAUGUUGGUAAAAGUUCUAUUAUUAACACAUUAAGAUCGAAGAAAGUGUGUAAUGUGGCUCCUAUAGCAGGAGAAACAAAAGUGUGGCAAUAUAUUACAUUAAUGCGAAGAAUAUAUUUGAUUGACUGUCCUGGAGUGGUAUAUCCAAGUGCUGAAACUGAUACUGAAAAGGUUUUGAAAGGUGUUGUUCGGGUAGAACUUGUACAAACACCUGAGGAUUAUAUCCCUGUUGUUUUGGAAAGGGUUAAAAAGGAGUACAUGAAAAAAACCUAUAAAAUUAAUGAUUGGGAAAACGCUGAAGACUUUCUUGAAAAACUUGCAUUCAGAACAGGAAAAUUACUGAAAGGAGGGGAACCUGAUGUUGGAGCUGUUUCUCGCAUGGUUUUAAAUGAUUGGCAAAGAGGGAGAUUACCUUUCUACAUUGUGCCAGCUGGCUUUGAAGAACCGCUUUCCAAAUCUGAAGAAAAUUCAAAUGAUAAUUUCAAUUCAAAUUCUGUAAAUGAAGAUAGCAAAAUGGAAGAUGCUUCUUUAGAAAUAAAUCUACCAUUAGAUCAUUUGGAAAGUAAUGUAGAAAAUAAAACUAGUGAAAAAGAGAUAGAUGAAAAAGGAGUUAUAAAUUCUGAAGAUCAAGAAACUCAAAAAGUUAGUGAAAAAGAUUCUUUGCAGAUGUUUGUAUCGCAAGACUUUCAAAAAAUUAAGGUUGGACUUCAGUUCACUGAUUCAGAAGAUGUGCGCCUACAGGAAGAAAUGUUUGUUAAAAUUAAAGCCAAUGUUGCAGAUGAUUCUGAUGUUUCAGGUAGUGGGGAGGAAAAUGACAGUAUGGAUAUGAAUAAAUCUAGUAACGAAGAUAUCAUUGAAAAUAAAAAUACAGAAAAUAUAAUUCAAAAUGAAAUGGAGUGUGUUGUUACAGAAAGUAGAACUCAGAACAAACUGUCUGAACAAAUAGAUGAAAGUUCUGAUUCAGACAUGGAAGAAAGUAUUGCCAAUUAUUUAGGAAAGUCUCUUAAAGAUGUGGUUUCUGUAAUGCAUACAAAAAGUGGUGUAUUCAAUGUAUCUGACCUGAGAACAGAAAACGAUACAUCAAAGAAUGAAUCAAUGCCAAAAUUAAGCAGCAAAAUGAGGCGGCGGAUUGAGAGAGCCCAAAGGCCUAAGAGGUCCAGGAUUUUGUCAGUUACCAUAAAAAGAGGAUGUUUAAGCAAUAGUGCUCUUAAAAGUUUAGUGCAUGCAGACAUUUUGGAAUUAGAUUUAAGUGAAUGUCCUGUUUGUGACGAAACAUUGCAAAUAGUAUCAGCAGCUCACAGUUUGCGUAAAUUAGACAUCAAUCCUGGUCGCAAUCAACGUAGAAACAUCAGUGCUGAUGCUCUAAAGAACUUAUUUCCAAGUGUACCUCAUUUAAGUAUUCUUUAUAUGAGGCGGUGUGAUGGUGUUUCGGAUGAUGUUAUAAGCACUCUCGUAGAAUGCUGCCCUCUGCUUCGAGAACUAGAUGUUGGAGGAUGUGUAAUGAUCUCUGAUCAUUCCUUGAGAAAACUGAAAGAUUUAGAAAAUUUAAUCUCCCUUAAUGUUUCAUCAUCACAGGUGAGUGAUCAUGGGAUAUUGGCUUUAGUAGAAGGAAAUUGUGCAGAAACACUGACUGAAUUGAGGCUCGAUUCCUGUCAAAGGAUUACAGAUUUUGCAAUUGAAACUAUAGUUUUGUAUUGUUCGAACAUGAAAGUAUUGAUAUUCCAUGGCUGUCCUGUCACAGAUGCUUCAAGGUUUGCACUGGAAGAAUUGCUUUCUAAGUCUAAAGUGAAGCAAUUAACAUGGACAGUAUAUUGAAACAACUCAUUUCCAGCAAGAUGUGUAUUUAUUAUUGAUACUGUAAAUAAAACAUUUUGUAACUUUCUUAAAUAAUUAAUUCUGAUCAGUAACAACUCAUGCAAAUAUUAACAUUCUAUACUACGUCAGGAAUGCAAAUUACUCUGAAUUUUAUUUUCAAAUUAAGUUCCUUUUAGGCUCUCUUAGCAGCAGGAGGAGUCUGUUUCAGUUGUAGAAUUAUAGAGCGCAUUCGAGAGACAUCCUUGCUAGUUUUACUGGAUUUCGGAUUGAAAUCGCACAGCUUAGCAAUUCGUUCCCACUCUGUACCAGGUUCGAUUUCAUCUGUCUCGGCAACAAAUUGUUUCUCAGCAUUUCUGA
Molecule: messenger RNA, 3144 nt
Organism: Gryllus bimaculatus (two-spotted cricket)
Lineage: Eukaryota; Metazoa; Arthropoda; Insecta; Orthoptera; Gryllidae
Source: the annotation of a GenBank genome assembly